UAACGAGCUUGACAGACGGAAAUCUCAUAGGAAAUGGAGGCUCAGGAAAAGUGUACCGAGUUUAUAUCAACCAAACAGGAAGCAUGUAUGCUGUCAAAAGCAUAUCGAAUUCGACAAAAUCUAACCACCGGCUUGAGAAGGAAUUUAUGGCCGAGAUUGAGACACUGGGGACUAUCAGGCAUUACAAUAUAGUAAAGCUCUUUUGUUGUAUGUCAAACAACAACAUGAAGCUUCUCAUGUACCAAUAUUUCGAGAAUAUGAGCCUUGAUCAGUGGCUGCAUGACAACAAGAGGGAAUUAGUAUCGUCAGAUGGUGAUAAUAAUAGUUCAAUCACAAAACUGGAUUGGCCAAUGAGGUUGAAUAUUGCGAUAGGUGCAGCCCAAGGCCUUUGCUACAUGCACCAUGAUUGUUCUCCACCUGUAAUCCACCGAGACAUUAAAUCGAGCAAUAUACUAUUGGACACUGAAUUCAAUGCUAAAAUAGCAGAUUUUGGUCUAGCUAAGUUGCUAAAUGGGCAUGGAGAUACAGAGACAGCAUCUGCUGUAGCUGGAAUUUUUGGCUACAUUGCCCCUGAGUAUGCCUACACGAGUAAAGUGAACACAAAGAGCGAUGUUUAUAGCUUUGGGGUAGUUCUACUUGAACUGACUACAGGGAGAAAGGCAGUUACUCGAGGAGAACAUACAAAUCUAGCUGGAUGGGCACUACAACAAUUCAGGGACACGGAUGCCCUUUUUUACGCAUUGGAUGAGGAGAUCAAGGAACCAUUUGUCUGUACUGCCACAUCACCUUCCAAUCGACCAUCCAUGAGAGAUUGUCUGCAUAUUCUUCAUAACUGCAGUAACAAGUUUUCUUCACAAAGUACUUUGACCCUAGAAGCGUCCUAA
Messenger RNA from Striga asiatica, 884 nucleotides. NCBI's taxonomy places the organism in Eukaryota, Viridiplantae, Streptophyta, Magnoliopsida, Lamiales, Orobanchaceae. The record is from the annotation of a GenBank genome assembly.